GUGGUUUAACGAAAUCUGUGGUGUCUAUAACAAAUACGACAUUUGCAAAGUAUUUUUACUAUACCGAAGCUUAAAAUUAUACUUUAUAGUAAUGGAAUAAAAAUAAUAAUCCAGCGCUACCAUCCUUUAUAGUCUGAGCCUCAGAUUUAGACAAUAGCUGGACAGCGUUCUAGGCUUUUCCUGACUGUUGUAUCGUAGUUAUUAUCGAUAUUAGCGCCACAGAUGUAUUAUGUUUAUUGCGGUUUAAAAUGUAUGUAACCUGACUGUGAUUACAAUUUAUUAUAUAUUUUACGAGUAAGUAAUAAAACGUCAUUUUAGGUGCUAAGUGGCCCAACAUCACGAUUAUAUUUAAUGUUUAAACACCAGUCAUGGUUGUGGCUCUAGUUUUACUUUUUAGUAUUUUCGUCUCGAUUCUAAUUUACCUUACUGGCAAAUACAAUGAAAUUUAUUGGAAAAGGAGAAAUAUUAAAUUUUAUCCAAAAAACAAGGUAACUGGACUCUUUUGGGAUUAUGUGACAAAGGAUAAAGCAUUCUUUGAAAACUUUCGUGAGCUAUAUAGAGAGUACCGAAAUGAUGUAGCGGUUGGGCUUGGUGGAUUUUUAACACCAUCUCUAUACAUUAUAGAACCAACUAAUAUACACCAUGUAUUGUCUAUCGAUUUCAAUGCUUUUAACCACCGAGGUAUUGAUGUGAAUAAAGGAGAUAAACUGGCGGACAACUUACUCUUCAUGAAAGGCAACCGUUGGAAGUUGAUGCGUCAAGCGAUGACUCCCCUAUUUACUGUAUCGAAAUUAAAGUCUAUGUUCUACAUAAUUGAUAAAAGUGCUGCUGAUUUUGUAAUACUUCUUAAAAAUAACCCUAACCUUUGGGAGUCGAAAACAUUUGACACCAUCUCGUCAUUUUCCAGCGCUGCUAUAGGCGCUGCUGUCUUCGGUCUCUCUCCGAACUCUAUUUUCGAUUCUCCCUUUCUCGAUAUGUCCCGAGAAGCAUUAAUGUCCACGUUCAUCACUGAUCUUAAGUUUGCCCUAGCAAAUAUCAGUACAUCAUUAUUCGAAACCCUAGACAUUGCAAUCUUUAAAGAUCACGAAAAGUUUUUUAUCCAUGCAAUCAAGCAAGUACUAAGGGAACGAGAAAAGGAAAACGAAAAGAAACAUGAUUUUGCGGAUUUGUGUAUCCAGAUACAAAAUGCUGGAACAAUGAUAGACAAAGACACAGGCCUGCAAUUAGAACCUACAGACGAACUUUUAGCUGCUCAAGCAUUUUUUUUUUUUAUUGCUGGCGUUGAACCAACGGCUUCGGUAAUAUUUUCUACUUUAAUUGAAUUAGGUCAGCAUCCCGAAUCUUUAGAAAGGCUUCACAAAGAAAUCGAUAUUACAUUUGAUAAGUACAAUAAUAAAAUGACUUAUGAAAUUAUCAGUGAAAUGAAAUUUCUUGAUAUGGUGUUAUCUGAGUCGCUGCGAAUACAUCCGCCAAUAGGUUUUUUAAGAAGACAAUGCGUACAAGAUUCUAUGCUUCCCGUUGGUAAUUUAAAAGUAGAAAAAGGUACUAGAAUAUUUACUCCCGUAUAUGAGAUUCAUCACGAUGAAAAAUAUCACCCCGAUCCGGAAGUGUUCAAUCCAGAAAGAUUUUCUCCUGAGAAUAAGCAUAAUAUAUCUGAUACAACAUAUAUGCCGUUUGGAAGAGGAAAUAGGAUUUGCGCUGGUAUGCGGUAUGCAACCCUUCAAACAAAAGCUGGUAUCAUUCAUUUACUGCGACAUUUCACUGUGAAAGCUAUUAUCAAGGAAGGAGGGAUAAGAUAUCGCAAACAGCCUGUGCAAGUGAGGCUUGACAAUGUUGACAUUAAAUUUAUCCCAAGAAAAUUGUAACACAUAAUCAAUGUUUGUCAUAUUAGAAAAUUAUUUGAAAUGUUUAAAGAAAUUCCGAGUCCCGUAGUACAUAAAAUAUUAGGAGUAUGUUAUUGGAAAACACAUAAAUUUGUUUUAAAAGAUUUACUAAUAA
Molecule: messenger RNA, 1998 nt
Organism: Pieris brassicae (large cabbage white)
Lineage: Eukaryota; Metazoa; Arthropoda; Insecta; Lepidoptera; Pieridae
Product: cytochrome P450 6B5-like
Exons: 1
Coding region: 369-1865 (498 amino acids)
Molecular function (GO): iron ion binding; heme binding; monooxygenase activity
Source: RefSeq, a predicted model, not a curated record